This is a messenger RNA of Gadus chalcogrammus (walleye pollock), 4629 nucleotides long. It is a transcript of the gene ankle2, whose product is annotated as ankyrin repeat and LEM domain containing 2. The transcript is spliced from 13 exons. Gene Ontology annotation, cellular component: endoplasmic reticulum. The record is from RefSeq and is a predicted model, not a curated record. NCBI's taxonomy places the organism in Eukaryota, Metazoa, Chordata, Actinopteri, Gadiformes, Gadidae. The coding region runs from base 602 to 3502 and encodes 966 amino acids. Gene Ontology annotation, biological process: negative regulation of phosphorylation. Gene Ontology annotation, molecular function: protein phosphatase 2A binding.
ACCGAUAUGAUAAUCAUGUUAAGAAAAGGAAGAAGAGCUCAAACUCAUGGUCUCGUAAUAUAUGCUUGCGCCGACACGGCCUGUCCAAACACAAACGUGUGUGUAAACCUAUGGUCGGGAAAGCAAACUGCUAGCUAACGUUAGCUAAGCUGAGGGACAAUCUCCCAUAGUUUCAUAACCGGCUUGUUAUUACUCUUUGCAGAAACCACCUCUGACAAACCUUAGAUUACAGAAUUAAAUGUUUUAAUACGUUUUAUUUAACCAACCGUCCACAUAAAUUAGCUUUUUACUGAUACAAAGUUAGCAUUGCCUCAAAAGUGGCCAUAAUAUAAAAGUUGUAAUAGUCAUGCGUAUAUCGACAUUUAUAAUCUUAAAAUUAAUAUUUAUAAUCUUCACAAUUAUUGUAAUUAAUCGAAUAUAAUUGCUAUAAUACAACUUUCGAUGUCUUACGUCUCGGACACUGAGCAUGCGCACAACGUGUUGUAAACAAUGACACUCUUCCAGACCAUCUUGAGCAUUGUGUCUACACAACUGUUUAUCUUUUAAAAGAACGAAGACUUUGUAUUGCUUACGCAAGAUAUAAAAUGAUCUUCGCUGAAGCAUGGAGACGGUUCUGAGCAGGCUGAGGGGACUGAGUGAAGACGAGCUGCGGCAGGAGUUGGCCAGAGCGGACCUCAAGUUCGGCCCCAUCACAGCCACAACCCGGGCCAUCUUUGAGAGAAAGCUGGCCAAGGUCCUCGCCGGGCCUGAGAGCGGUGCCACCGAAACGGACGGCCCCUCUGGCGCCGGCGCCUCGGGGGGUCCCGGCGCCGACCGAAGCGACCCCGUAACGUGUGCCGUGGCGGUGGCCGCCGUCGGCCGUGGCCCGCCGCCGGAGGCCGGGAGCGUGGAGGCCGACUUCGGCUACGGCUCGGGGCUCAACCCCCCCGAGGAGGAGGAGAUCCCGGCGCCUUCGCGGACCGGCUCCAGCAGCUCGGAGGAUGGCCCCGCUCAGCCCAGGACAGAGACCCCCUCCAAGGCAUCGCAGGUGUCGCCCACCUUCUUUUACGGGGUGUGUCCGCUGUGGGAGGACGUUUUGGCCAGAAACGAGAGACCCCACGUGUACACGGACAAGAAGGACGCCCUUCAGGUUGUGAAGAUGAUUAAGGGCGCUCGCUUCAAAGCCUUUCCCUCACGUGAGGACGCAGAGAAGUUCGCCAAGGGGAUGUGUGACUACUUCCCUUCCCCCAGCAAAUCCACUUCCUGUGGCCCGGUCAUGGCCAAAGAUAACACGGAGGUGGACGCCAUCAACCGGGAGCGAGCCAACAGCUUCAAGAGCCCCCGCACUCAGGACCUCACGGCCAAGCUGCGGAAGUCAGUGGAGAAAGGCGACGAGAGCACCUUUAACGACCUCAUCUGGAGUAAUCCCCGGUAUCUGAUAGGUUCAGGGGAUAACCCCACCAUAGUACAGGAGGGUUGCAGGUACAACGUGAUGCAUGUGGCAGCCAAGGAGAACCAGGCGGGCAUGGCCCAGCUGCUGCUGGACACCCUGGAGGACCCCAAGUUCAUGCGCCUCAUGUACCCCGACGACCAGGAGCACAUGCUGCAGAGACGCAUCCGCUACAUAGUGGACCUUUACCUCAACACCCCAGACAAGGGAGGCUAUGAGACUCCGCUCCACUUUGCCUGUAAGUUUGGGUGUCCGGACGUGGUCAACGUUCUGUGCUCCCAUCCGGACGUCGACAAGAACCGCAAGAACAAGUACGACCAAAAACCAUGUGAAGUGAUAUGUGAUAGAAAAAAUAAAACCCAAGAAGUGAAGCAGAAGAUCCUGGACUACUUGGAAGACCGCUGCUACGUCCCCUUAAUGAGGGCGACGGACAACUCCUCCCAGCCCGUCAUCGGUGCUCCCUGGUCACCCGAGCCCUCGGAGAGCUUCUCCAACGCGCUGUCCCCACGCCACGCUCGGAGUCCCAUGGAUCCCCUGAUGUCCGUCAAAGCCUUCGCCGGCCCCCUGAGCCCCUCCAAAGCGGACGAGUUCCGGCGGGCGUGGAAGACGCCACCCAGGGACAGAGCGGAGCAAGUUCACCACAUCCUCAAGUCUGACCCUGACCGCGGCGUGGAGAGGGUGGGCAGGAACCUGGCUCAUGAGUUCGGCCACGCCUGGGCAGAGUACUGGGACUUCCUGGACUGCUUCGUGGACCUGGCCUCACAGGAAGGCCUGCGGAAGUUUGAGGACUACCUCGGCAGGAAGGACUUCAGGCAGCGGGCGCACGAAGAGGCCGGGGAGAACGAGACCAGGAACCGCUUCAGGACGCCGUCCCCAGGGAAGCCCAAGAAGUUCUGCAACUCCAUCUCCGUGGGCGCCUUCCUGGACGAGGGCGACGACCUCAGCCGCGAGGAGAUGAAGAACCGGCAGAACGCGGCGCUCACCAGCAUCAGCUCGGCGGCCGGCGCCCGGGACCGCCGCGGCGCCGACCUCAUCGAGACGGCGGCCGAGGUGGACCUGCUGUGCGGCGGCGAGGGCCUGCUGCUGUCCCCCGGCGGCGCGGCGGCGUGCGGCAUCGAGCUCUGCGCGUCCCCCCUGGCGUCCGGCGGCGGCGGCGGCGGCGGGCGGGACGGGACUCCCAACGGGGACACGGCGUCCUGCUCCCGCCUCUCGCCGUCGUCCUCCGCAAUGCUGCUGCUGUCGCCCGUCUCCGACCUCACGCUGGAGUUCGAGCACAUGUCCCUGGGGGGCUCCGCCGGCGGGGGCGGGGUCCGGGAGCGGAGGAGCAGCGGAGGCGGCCGGCACAGGGAGCUGCGGGACUCCUCCUCCUCCUCCAGCCCGCCCCCAGCCCCCCUCGCCGCGGCCCAGCUGAGCUGCGGGCUGGGCCGUCUCUCGCUGGGCCGCGCCGAGGACGAGGGGCAGCCGGCCGGGGGGAAGAGGUGCAGCGGCGGCAGCAGCAGCUCGGAGGAGUUCCUGGAGGCCCAAGAGAACCUGGACGGUCCGCUGGGCCAGAGGACUAGGGGGGCGGACUCGGGGCGCACCCUCUGCGCCCGCUCCAAGUCGUGGGACCACGGCGGGCGGGACCUGAGCAGCUCGGGCUCGUCGGGGUCCUACAAGUCCUUCAACAGCUCCAACGAGUUCCUGAGCAGGACGCCUCCUCCCCCACGCAUCAGGAAGAGCCUCUUCAUUGAAGGGGAUGUUCCCACCAAGCUGGACAGCGAGGUCCUGUUAGCAAUAGAAGCCAUAGAUGUCAGCCCCCAGCAGUUCCCCGGCAUUCACAAGUGGAAGAGCACAAUGCAGAGCUACUCAAAAUCAGACAUGCAAAGCUGGCCCAGCCCUGCGGUGGUGAAACACCGACCCAGGAUGCCACCGCACACACCCAGCUCCCCCGCCAGCGGCAUGGGGCCCCCCGCCGGCCGCUUCAGCCCGGCCCGGCUCGGCCCCUCCACGCCAGACUUCAGCCCUGGCCGCUACAGCCCGGCCCACGCCAGCUCUUUGCACCGCAUCCGCCUCAAACACUUCAACCCCCUCUAGCUGCGUCCCCUUUCCCCAGAACCCCUCCCCCUAUUUCUGGAACCCCCGGUUGCGUAGAUGCCUCCCCCUUUCCAGUACAGCUCCGCCACUCCCCGCCCCGAUGAGUAGCACCAGCGCUCAGAAACCCCCCCCCCCCCCCCCCAACGGAAUUAUGCACAAGCGUCUCAAAUUGUUUGUAGAAAUUGUGAAUGGUACUUAAUAAGCCCAUACAGCGUACAGGAAUCAUCAUCGCAUAAGGUUGUGAUGUGCACGUUGGACUGAUGGGUAAAAAGAAAAGUGAGGUUUCCUGUGAGGUGUGAGGAAGUCAAUAUUUUAAUGUUUUUUUUUGUACGUGAGUCAGUAGCACAAAGGGUUAGUGUUUUUAACGUGUAAAGUAACUGCCAGUACCUGUGUUGUCCUCGGUUAAGGAAAUCGCCUUACUUUUUUCGAUCAAUGGACAUUUGGUUAAAUAUAAACCACCCGUCAUUCUGUCCAGCCGUUCUUGACGUCAGACGCUGGGCAGCCGUGUUGGGCACUGCUGUGGACAUUGGCACCCAAUUAAUUUAACUUGACAUGUGUACAUUGGUCAACAUUUUACUGGGUUUUAGAUAAACCGUUCUUUUUGUCUCCUACCAGUAACGGCAGCCUUGAAUUGACAUUUUUGUUAAAUAUAAAUCAGACUGAGCAGCGCGCACUGUAUGAGUUUGGAUAGAAAAACGAUGUAUACACUUUUUAAGUCCGUUUUUUCCGGCUACACAUCAGAACCGGUCAGGCCGCGUCCAUGAGGAAGAGAAUGUAUAUUUCCGUGUAACUGAAGCCUUCAUUGGAGAGCACAAGACUACUUCAUUAAAAGGAUUGUAUCGCUGUAAUUGUGCUCUCAGGUGACAAAGAUCUUAUCCUGGUCUCAAUGUUUUGAAUGUGGAACGUUGCAAAAAAAAAAAAUGCACCUAAAUACUUAAACUUGCUAAUUGUGCUUUUGGCAUUCUAUGCUUUAUAAAAAAGGAAAAUACUUUCAUGGUGAUGGCGCGUUUUCUGUAUGUCUAGAUUGUUUGCUUUCGACUAAUAAAAUUUCACCCCGUACGUAACUUGCCACUGCAUUCUCGCCUGCUUCCAAAUAUUCUGCCCGUGUAAAGCAUAAGUCAACUACA